UGUAUAUGCAAAGGGAAAUCACUUUUUCAUUCAUCAAAAUAGUUGUCAGCUGGCCGAUACACGAGUCUUAUAGGGAAGAGCUCUCUCUAUAUUCCCCCAUUGCGUACGAUUUAACUAUUUUUUAUAAACUGUGUUAUUCACACAUGAUUGAAACAUGCGCGACUGAGACUAUAACGAGGGACUGGGGAACGGGAACAACAUUUUUGCUUAAAUUAUUUAUUUGAUAUUUGACAAAAAGGGGGGCUCUGUUAAAGAGGGGGGCUCUAAUAGAGACGGGGGGCUCUAUUUUUCAACCAUCCUUGAAACGGGGGCUUUAUUAAGGAGGGGGCUCUAAUUGAGAGGGGGCUAUAAUAGAGUAAAUACGGUAUUUAUUUUCUAGGAUUUAGUUGUAUCUUAUGACAACACAGUUCGAACAUCAACAAAUGAAGUAGUACAGUUUGUAUUUGGCGAUGAUGGGCUUGAUCCGUCUUAUAUGGAGGCUCGUGAUGGAAAAUUGUUAGAUUUGUCCCAUCUUCUCAAUCAAGUUAAAAGUACUCAAAAAGAAUUAUCUCAACAAAAUGAUUACCCUAAUGAUGCUUCUGUAUAUGAAUUAGAUAGUCUUGAUAUUAUACGUAAAGAAAUUGAUUUAUCACUUUCUUCAAUACAAAACGAGAUAAAAGAUACAAAAACCAAACAAUUAUUGGUUACAAACAAAUUCGCCGAUGGACUUUAUGAUUUUAUUUGCAAACAUUUUAACGCAAACAAAAAACUUUUACAAUUGCAAGUUAACUGUGAACGACACAGAGCAUAUAUGUCUCCAACAACUCGUUCUGGUAAAGUUUGUUGCAAAACCUGUGAAGAAUUCAGAUUUCGACGACAGGCCCAGCUUCGCUCUAACGGACUUAGUUUAGCUCAGAUUCGUCAAUUUCUUCUGCUUUGCCAAGGAAAAGUUCGUAGAGCAAUUGUUGAACCUGGCACUGCUGUUGGGGCAGUUGCUGCUACUUCAAUUGGCGAACCAUCUACACAAAUGACUUUGAAGACUUUCCACUUUGCCGGUGUUGCUUCUAUGAAUAUUACGCAAGGAGUUCCUCGGAUUAAGGAGAUAAUCAAUGCAGUACGCAGUAUUUCAACUCCUAUAAUAACGGUAGCUUUGUCAAAUGAUAAGGAUGAAAAAUUAGCAAAGCGUGUAAAAGCGCGUAUUGAACGCACAACUUUAGGAGAAGUUAGCGAAUAUGUUGAACAAAUUUUCCUUCCUGAUGAUAUGUUUGUUCUUGUUAAAUUAAAUGUUCGUCGUAUACGAGAACUCCAAUUAGAAGUUACACCUGAUUCCAUUAUUCAAUCAAUUUGUUCUGCACGUCUACCAAUUCCUUCUAUAAAAUCUUCACAGGUUCGAACAGUUGGAAAGUCAAUAAUAUUGGUUCGACCAGUUGACACAGGAAAGUGUUCAAUGGCAAUGUAUAUGCAUUAUUUAAAAUACUAUUUACCAACUGUUCCAAUCAAAGGAAUUCCCGGUGUUACUCGUUGUGUAAUUAAUGCUGACGAUAAGAAAGGGGAAUCUUUUCAAUUGUUUGUUGAAGGUUCAAGCUUUAAAGAGGUUUUGGCGCUGAAUGAAGUCAAUGGAAUUAAGACAAGAUUUAACAAUGCAAUUAUCAUUGCCGAAGUAUUGGGGAUUGAAGCCGCUCGUGGUUCAAUAAUUUCUGAAAUUUUGAAUACAAUGAGUGAACACGGAAUUGAAUUAGACCGUCGACAUGUUAUGUUACUUGCUGAUUUGAUGACAUAUCGUGGAGAAGUGCUUGGCAUUACAAGGAAUGGGCUGGUAAAAAUGAAGGAGUCUGUGCUUUUGUUGGCUUCUUUCGAACGAACAAUUGACCAUUUAUAUGAAGCAGCGUUUUUUGGACAAAGGGACAGAAUUGUGGGUGUUAGUGAAUGUAUAAUAAUGGGUGUACCUAUUGGAAUUGGAACUGGAAUGUUUAAACUUUUACAAAAGCAAAUAUCUCAGAAAAAAUUAGAAAGUGAACAGCAAGACAAUAAAGGAAAGAUCCAAUUACUUUCUCCAAAACGAGAAGUUCUCAGUGCAUCUACUUCUCAACAAACGCAGAGUUUGGGUCCUUCAACUAGUGGAAGAAGACGGCGUCAGGCCUCUACAUCUACUGCACCUCUUAAAGAGGCUAAAAUGGAAGUUGAAAGUAGUGAAGAACAAAGUAUUGAAGUAUUACCCCCUCCACCUCCAAUACCGAUGCAUAGACAGCCAAUUUUUGAAAUGCCUGAAUUAGGAUUGAUUAUCUGA
Messenger RNA from Meloidogyne enterolobii, 2266 nucleotides. The record is from the annotation of a GenBank genome assembly. NCBI's taxonomy places the organism in Eukaryota, Metazoa, Nematoda, Chromadorea, Rhabditida, Meloidogynidae.